Molecule: messenger RNA, 792 nt
Organism: Carlito syrichta (Philippine tarsier)
Lineage: Eukaryota; Metazoa; Chordata; Mammalia; Primates; Tarsiidae
Product: transmembrane protein 56-like
Exons: 6
Coding region: 1-792 (263 amino acids)
Biological process (GO): lipid homeostasis
Cellular component (GO): membrane; endoplasmic reticulum
Source: RefSeq, a predicted model, not a curated record
AUGGAUACCAACAGGAAACUGAUCAUCAGCAUUAUCUGUACUAGCUUUUUAACCUUUCAACUUCUUUUCCAAUUUGUAAGCUAUUGGUUUUCAGCAAAAGUUUCUUCAGGUUUUAAUAGUCUCAGCUUUGAAAAGAAGAUUGAAUGGAACUCAAGGGUAGUGUCUACAUUCCAUUCUUUGGUGGUUGGGGUUUUUGGCCUGUACAUUUUCUUAUUUGAUGAGGCUACUAAAGCUGAUCCACUUUGGGGUGAUCCAUCACUUGUGCACAUGAAUCUUGCUAUUUCUUCAGGUUACCUCAUUUCUGAUUUGUUGAUUCUCAUUUUGUAUUGGAAAGUGAUUGGUGACAGAUGUUUUGUAGUUCACCAUUGUUCAGCGCUUUUUGGGUGCUUCAUAAUACUGAGAGGUGGCGUGCUGGCAUACAUUGGGAAUCUUCGCUUGCUUGCCGAGUUUUCCAGCCCUUUUGUGAAUCAGCGGUGGUUCUUUGAAGCUCUGAAGUAUCCCAAGUUUUCCAAAGCUAACAUCAUCAAUGGAGCGCUCAUGACAGUGGUUUUCUUCAUCGUGCGGAUUGCCUCGAUACCUCCUUUUUAUGGCUUCAUGUAUUCUGUAUAUGGAACAGAACCCUACAUAAGGCUGGGAUUUUUAGCCCAAAGUGCCUGGGCCUCUACUUGUGUUGCUUUGGAUGUGAUGAAUGUCAUGUGGAUGAUCAAAAUUUCAAAAGGGUACAUCAAAGUCAUCUCUCUCCUCAGACAAGAGAAAGCCAAAAGUAGUCUUCAGAAUGGAAAACUUGACUAA